Zeugodacus cucurbitae (melon fly) is the source of this 1110-nucleotide messenger RNA. Its product is annotated as cysteine dioxygenase type 1. NCBI's taxonomy places the organism in Eukaryota, Metazoa, Arthropoda, Insecta, Diptera, Tephritidae. Gene Ontology annotation, molecular function: cysteine dioxygenase activity; ferrous iron binding. The coding region runs from base 212 to 955 and encodes 247 amino acids. The transcript is spliced from 3 exons. The record is from RefSeq and is a predicted model, not a curated record. Gene Ontology annotation, biological process: L-cysteine catabolic process.
UGUGUUUCUCGAAUCAUUCAGAUUCUCUUAUUCGAAACGUGCGCGUCAAGCGAAAAAAAAAUUUUGAAAAUAUAAAAACGUUUUAAAAACUAAACGAAGUAAAUUUUCAGUUUAAUUUAUACGCGGCAAGAGAAGAAAUUAAAAAAAAACAAGGAUAACCAAAUACAGAGGAUAACACACAAAUUUAAGUGUUAAUAAAACUUGCAGCAACAUGGCGCUUUCCAAAGUCGACAGCGGCAAUAUGGAUUUGGAGCAGGAACGUUAUUUACGUGAGGCCACACGUCAUUUUUCCGGCAUCGAUAAGCCACUUAAAUAUGGACCCAGCAUCGAUAGCUUAAAUGAUUUGAUCACGGCACUGCAUAAAGAGUUCGAUACGAAUUUUGUAAAUAUCGAGAUGGUCAAUCACAUAAUGUUGACAUACAAAUCGAAUGCUCGCGAAUGGAAGCGUUUCGCCAAAUUCGAUCGUUUCAAGUACACGCGCAAUCUGGUCGAUGCCGGCAAUGGUAAAUUCAAUUUGAUGAUCUUAUGCUGGGGUGAAGGACAGGGCUCGGCCAUACAUGAUCACGCUGAUUCGCAUUGUUUCAUGAAGAUGCUUAAGGGUGAUCUGAAGGAGACACGGUACAAAAUGCCAGGCACCAAGGCCAUAGAGCUGCCCAACGUGGACAUUGGACAAAUGGUGUGCGAUAGCGAUGGCGAACGAGAAUUCGAUAGUGAACAGCUGACAGCUGUGGGCGACACCACAAUAGGCGUUAACGAUGUCGCGUACAUAAAUGAUAAUCUCGGCUUGCAUCGCGUGGAGAAUCCGAGUCACAUUGAGACCGCAGUUUCGCUGCAUUUGUAUUGUCCACCUUUUAAUGAGUGUUCGGUCUUUCACAAAAACUCUGGCAAGCGUAUAAAAUGUCCUGUCACAUUCUGGAGCAAAUAUGGUGUGCGUCAGUCGGAAUGCAAUAAAUAGUUGCGUAUCACUCAACCGUUAUUAUUGAUAACUUGACGCUUUUGGGAAACAGCAGUUAAUCGCGGAAAUCCUAAUAUUAUUUUGAUUCACUUUAAAAGUUGAAUAUAAUUGUAUAUUUUAUAUUAAUUAUAUAUGAUAACACUUUUAUACAUGUA